GUGAACACAAGUCGAGUUUCGGAGUCGGCGGCCGGCGUGCGAUAGCCAGCCAGUCCGCACCGAUCCAUCGAAUCGACACCACGCACCGUUCCCACGGAGGCACACACUUUGGCGUGAUAACUUAAAAAAAAGCCGGCCGUGCUCGAUAAGUGACAGUGCGAUAGUGAGCGGAAUUGAGUGAUCCGGAAAAUUUUCUGGCGAGGACUUUAAUUGCAACGUGCAUUCGAAAAACGAAUCGAAGUAACGAUACGAAUAGUUUACAAUUUGCACGAUAUCCUUGAAGUGCAAGACGUGGGAUGUUCCACUGAUGACGUCUAUAUUGUAAAAGGUGUCGAGAUCAAGUCAAGAUGACGUGGCUUCGAGUAUCGGCGUGCUUCUUGGCGCUGUCUGUGCUGAUUGCACCGACCUUAGCAGCCGUGUGCCCCGACGGAUGUGUGUGCAACACUACUAGAGAUGGCCUCCACCGUGCCACCUGCAGCAGCCUGUCCGAAUUAUACAAGUUUACCCUUCGCCAGAAACAUCACAAUAUCAAUAUUCUCGACCUGUCGCAUAACAAUAUCACGAAACUAAAUCACGAGCUGGACCGGCUUACAGAAGUUGUCACGCUAGAUCUGUCUACAAAUGGUAUUCAGACCCUUAAUAAAUUCUUCCACAAUGCCAAGAAAUUAGUGCAUCUGAAUCUGGCUAAUAACAGAAUACAAAAGCUUUCCUUCGUCUAUUUACCUUCAAGCGUUAGUUCACUAGAUUUAACUAACAAUCUAUUGAAAGAUGUGCCUUCAGACUUAGGACAUUUAGCUAGUCUGGAGCAUUUGGAAAUGGAGGGAAACCCUCUGGAUUGUUCGUGUGAAAACAUAUUGGCACGCGACCGUUUGCUUAUUGCAAAUGUUUACAUAGAUAAUGUCAAGUGUGCUUCACCUGCGAAAUUUGAGGGGAAAUCCUGGCUAGAAUUGAAAACGAAAGAUAUAUGCAAAGUUCCGAAAACAGAAAAUAACUUGCUGGACAUGAUGAUGGGUGACCAACCUAUCGACGCUGUUAAAAUCGGAGAAGAAACUACUGCUCUAAAAUCAAUGCCACUUGUAGCAAAGAGCGAUCUAGAAGAUGGCACUGUUAUUCAAGGCAAUGAUGUUGUAGAAGAUGAUGAUCAAUUACAAUUCUUGAAAGUAGGUCAUACGUCACCAUCACCUUUUAACACUAUCGAGGGUUCUGGCGAUGGAAACGACGAACAUACGACUAUGAUUAUAUUUAUGGAACCUAAAAUGAAUCGAAAGCUUGAAAAAGAUCUAUUAGCAGCUGAUGAAGUUAUAGCUGCUGAAACCGAACCUACUACUGAAGACCCCAUUGAAGGAUCAGGAGAGGGGUCUGGUGACAUUCUCAUCGGCGUUGAUGAAAGUCAUGGAUAUGAGGAAACAACAACAGAACCCUAUGUAGACCUAAAUCCAGAGCCAGUACAUAGGUAUUUCGAUAACGAUAACAACACAGGUACUGAGUUCCCGAUACCUGAGCCACCAUCAGUGUACCAAGGUGGUGUUAAUUGGAACGUAGCAUCUCCUCCAGAAGUUACAACAGAAAAAGUAACAUCGCCGACACCACGUGACACUACAAUGUCUGAACAAAUCAGAGUUACUCAAGCAUCUGAAGUUUAUGGACAAAUACGUGAUGAAAAUGAAAAUCCAGCCCCUCAUAAAACGGGCACAUAUGUUUGUAUAGCAAUAAUUGUGAUCUUAUUAGUAGGAUUAAUUGGUUUUGCAAUAAUUAAAGGUCAAAUGAGAAAACGAAGAGACAGAAGACUUUUACGCCAGCAAAAGAGAGAUGUAGAAAAGGCAUCGAAGGAAAUGGUGGACAUGAAUAAGUCAUUGUUAGGAAAACCGGCAGGUGGUAUAGAGGCUCCUGUCGACAAAAAAGUCAAUGGAAAAUACGAACUAGUCCCAACACACGAAACACCUUUAAAGAAGACCGAAAAUGGAGAACUCGGUAAUGGUGUGAAUCAUAGUAACAAUAAUGGCACAAGAACUGAUAGUCCGAGGGAUACAAAUCAAAAUAAGAACAGCUCAAGGGAUAACAAUCUUGUAGAUGACAUUCCCCAGCAACACGAAACUUCUUUUGAUUCAGACCCAGCGUCACCUGAUUCGAGGAAAGAUACCAACUCAUUGUCAAGCGAAGAUAUCUUUGUGCCAAUUAAUGACGAUGAUAAUCUUAAACUAAACGGCACACGAGACUCCGAUAUAUCUCAACCUUUAAUAAAUGGGGACCAAAAUACUGAUUCAGACUUCUUGUCACCAUCGCGUGAAUACGUUCCAGUGUACUCGCCUGACAUGGGUCGAGUGCGCAUAAAGAUGACGGAAACACCUAAACCCAAAACGCCAGUACUAGUCACCAGAAGUAGGUCGAACGCUGGAGACAUCAUCAUUACUCCGGCGGACUCGCCCAAGUCGACCACUUGAAAUCCGGUCUCAGUUGAAAGGACAAUAACACUCCGUGUAAAUUAGUGUCAAACAGCACACACAUGUAACUAUUGGCGAUAUUCUGUGAUUAUUGUGCGUGUAGUUAGGUCCAAUCUCGAGUGUGAAGGAUUGAAGUCGAUUCGUUCGAUCGUGUGUAAGUUUUAGAACCUUUGCUGCCAAAGUGUGUUUGUAGUCGACAGUGCCUUUAUUCGUAACUUUGUUAGUGGUAUAAUAUAUUUAUAAAAAUAUAUUGCGCAAUAAGUAAUAAAAAUAUUUUUAUACGUGUAAAAAGUGUUGCCAUGUUCAUGAUAGUUGUAAAAGUCUUGUUAGUAAUACUUGAAUACGAUAUCGUAGCUGUUCUACGAUGUUGCGAGUGUCGGCCGCUAGAUGUUGUUGUACAAACAUUGUGUUCUGUUUCUGUUCCGUACGUUGAUCCUGCGAUAUCCUUGUGUAUAGUAUGAUGGGGUACAAUACUUGAAUUGUAACAUGUUCAAUGGUUGUGUACUUACUUCUACCCUGAGAGUAUAUAUGUAAACAAUUAUGUAUAACAACGUAAGGUCCAACUGGCUAUGUUUAGUUAUUGUCUCAUUUUCUGUCGAGAGAUUCAUUAUUUCAUGGUCUGGCUA
Molecule: messenger RNA, 3067 nt
Organism: Spodoptera exigua (beet armyworm)
Lineage: Eukaryota; Metazoa; Arthropoda; Insecta; Lepidoptera; Noctuidae
Source: the annotation of a GenBank genome assembly